CGAGAACCAAGCUUUCGAGAAGUUCAAACAACAAAAAUUGCCGCCUCUGACGCCACUACACAAGGUGCAUGACGAUGUCAAGCAGGAAGUUGCCGGCAGGUGUUAUGAUUAUCAAGACAAGCUCAUUUUUACUCUGGUCUCACUGGCAGACCAGGAGUGCCAGUCUCUUUGGAAGAACCUCUCCCUGGGGUACACAGACAGUCAGGGUCACCCACUGCUCCGUAAGGAGAUAGCCAGCAUGUACCCAGAGGUCAGUGACCCCCAGGUGCUGGUCAUUGCCCCCCAGGAAGGGAUCUACCUGGCCAUGAAGUCCAUAGUGCAGCUGCUGAUAGAGAAGCAUGGGCCGGAUGAUAUCCAUGCAGUGGUCACAUUCCCUGCUUACCAGAGCUUGUAUGGAGUGUUGAAUAUGCACACUGAGGUUUCAUACUGGAAGGCAGAGUACAAAGAAGACAGUGGCUGGCAGUUUGACUUGAAGCAGCUUGCUAAGCUUAUCCAGCCCAAGACGCGUUUCUUAGUGGUCAACUUUCCCCACAACCCAACAGCAUUUGUGCCCAGUCUCUCCCAGUGGCAGGAGAUCAUAGACCUCUGUAGAGAGAAACAACUCAUCUUGUUCUGUGACGAAAUGUACCGCUUGAGUGACAAUGAUGGAUCAGAUCCAUUACCUUCUGCAGUGUCCAUGUACGAGAAUGCUGUGACGUUGUCGGGACUUUCCAAGACAUUCGGACUGCCUGGCCUGAGGAUUGGCUGGUUGUGCACGCGAGAUGCAGCCCUAAUGGAGAAGAUGGCGGAAUAUAAAGACUAUCUCACCAUCUGCUCAUCCGCGCCCAGUGAGAUUUUGUCAAUUAUGGCGUUGAGGAACAAGCAGAAAUUAAUCGACAGAACUGUUCGAGUGAUACGUGGCAAUCUUGAUGUUUUGAGCGAUUUCUUUCACGAGUAUGAGGAAUAUUUUGAGUGGCACCGCCCAUCAGCGUGCACCACCAUGUUUGCCAGGCUGAAGCCCAAGGCAUUGGCGCUAGGGGGCGGUAGUGCAGCAGGGCUGUGUGAGCGACUGGUGAAUGAGGCGGAACUGCUGCUGGUGCCAGGGAGCAUCUUUGAGUUUGAGGAUAAGUUUGUGAGAAUUGGAUUUGGAAGAAGGAACAUGCCUGAAGCUGUGGAGGUGUUGAGGUCCUUCAUGAAACAACAGACCAGAUAAAUAGGGUGACUGUCUUGUUGUCUUUAACAUAUUAUGUUAUCAUCACAAACAAGUCCAGUAUGAUUGGGUAACAACAUUUAUCCCUCCACACACCCCUUUUUAUGUACUAGUACUGUGGAGAUAAUUUUUUGAUAAAAAAUGAAUAGCAGUUCAUGGCAUUUUGCAUUUUUGAAUUUAAGAAGCUUGAUUCUGUUGGCCAUCAUGUAGAGAAAAAAAUUAUUUUGGGUUCUUGCCCAUCACCCAUAAACUUUGUGCCUUUUUUUGGGAAAUCUUUGGAGUAAAAUCCUUUGGAGAAGUGGUGGAUGGGCAUCUAAGGACUGGGUUUAUUAACAGUUCUGUAUAUAAUGUUUAAAGAAGAAUACCACAAUGCAUUUAUGCUCAUUCUGCCAAAUUACUGUAGCCUAAGAGUAUUUAACAUGAUUUUUUUCAUUUUAAUGGAUUUUUAAAGCCAAGGCUACUACUGCUUAGUUAACUUACAGAAGACAUUUAUUUAACAGUGAACUUAUGUUUCUUGUUAAAAACAGGGUAAUUUUAGUGUCAUGCACAAUUGUUACCUUUUAAAAAUGCCAAAUGGCGUUACAUUUACUAAGAUUAUUUUUAUAACUUCUUUGUUAAGUUUAUAAUGAUUGAAUUUAUGUUUUAAUUAUUCUUAAGAUUUAACAGAACCACAAUGGGUAAUAGAGGUAGUACUAGCACAAUUAUUAUUUUAUGUUUUGUUUGAGCAAAAUCACUGUUAUUCAAAUUAUAA
Molecule: messenger RNA, 1940 nt
Organism: Lingula anatina
Lineage: Eukaryota; Metazoa; Brachiopoda; Lingulata; Lingulida; Lingulidae
Biological process (GO): biosynthetic process
Molecular function (GO): catalytic activity; pyridoxal phosphate binding
Source: RefSeq, a predicted model, not a curated record